This is a messenger RNA of Leucoraja erinaceus (little skate), 1153 nucleotides long. RefSeq names its product multidrug and toxin extrusion protein 2-like. Gene Ontology annotation, molecular function: antiporter activity; xenobiotic transmembrane transporter activity. The transcript has 8 exons. The record is from RefSeq and is a predicted model, not a curated record. Bases 251 to 1153 code for a protein of 300 amino acids. Gene Ontology annotation, biological process: transmembrane transport. Gene Ontology annotation, cellular component: membrane. NCBI's taxonomy places the organism in Eukaryota, Metazoa, Chordata, Chondrichthyes, Rajiformes, Rajidae.
GUACAUAGCCUCACAGAGAAAUCAAACACCCCGAAGAAUGCGCACACUUAUACGCAUACACGCCCGCACAUACACAGAAACAGAGUCACACUUGUAUAUCCACAGGCAUGGUCUCACAUGCACGCACAUACCAUCCAGUUCACCGUGUGAUCCAUGAUCCUUGGACCUGACUACGGGACAAUGCCGAGCCCUGCUGUUUCUUGUUUAAGAUCAGUGUUUGCCCACUUUUCAGAUUCAUGUGGGCAUUGGAAUGGCAGCGGGGAUCCGUGUGGGGAUGGCCCUGGGGGCUGGGCGUCCACAGCAAGCAAAGACCUCCGCAAUGACUGCUUUAGCUUGUACAGGGUGCGUGGCUUUGGUCCUUAUGACGUCCCUCCUGUUGCUGAAGGACGUGAUAGCCAAGAUCUUCACCAGCAACCGGCAGAUUAUCGAGCUGGUUUCGAGCACCAUACCCGUUAUAGCCCCUUUCCACCUGUGUGAUGCCAUAGGCUCGGGAGCAGCCAGCGGGAUUGUGCGAGGAAUUGGGAUGCAGAAAGUCGGAGCGAUUGCUAAUCUCAUGGCGUUCUACAUUGUUGGGAUUCCCGUGGGAAUCGCGCUCAUGUUUGCCGCAAAGAUCGGAAUUCUUGGCCUAUGGGCGGGAUUGGCCAUCAGUACCUUCCUGUUGUCCGCUUUCUUCUUGACGCUGAUCUUCAGGAUGGAUUGGGGCGCGGCGGCACAAGAGGCAAGCAAGCGCUGGUUUUCUCCACUUCGACCCGUCCUUAGCUCCAGGACCUUGGUGAUGGGACAAGCUCCAGUCACAGGGAGGGAAGGCUGGGGAACGGACGGGACUGAGGACAAGUUUGGAAUCUACCGCGGCAACAGAGGAGCACCCGCCUGCAUACGGUCGACGCGUUGUUACGUGCGACGUCGCGCGCAAACCACGUGUCAUCGUGCCGUCUGGUGCGCGGCGACGCAUGGUGACACCUUGAACUUGUCCCAGAGCCAUGAAGCGACUGGUCACGUGGAAGGCAGCGCUCUGCUGACGAGCGGCAGCUCUUGCCCGUCAGAGGGCAUCCUCACUCCGGGCCAACUGAUCGUUAGACGUGGGCUGGUCGUUCUCGGAGGUCUGCUGGUCCUGGCAGUGGGAGUUGCUGUACACUUCACCAUCGAGCUGUAG